Messenger RNA from Racocetra persica, 480 nucleotides. Lineage: Eukaryota; Fungi; Glomeromycota; Glomeromycetes; Diversisporales; Gigasporaceae. The record is from the annotation of a GenBank genome assembly.
AUGUCAAAAUCUUUGGGAAAUGGAGUUGAACCCGACGAACUUAUUGAAAAAUACGGCUGUGAUAGUUUACGACUUUUUUUGCUGGAAAAUAAUAUUUGGGGUUCUGAUCUAAUUUACGAAGAAAGUAAAAUUAUUGAAGCCAAAUCAGAAACCGAAGCCAAGCAAGAUGUACUGCAAGGUAUGGACGAAUUUGAUGAUGAGACAAUUAGAGAAAUCAAAAAAAUUUUUGCUCCUUUUUAUGAGGUCAUUAAGGAAGUUAGAAUGAAUGAAUUACGGAAAGAAUUAUUGAGAGAGCAGAUGCAACCUUUUCAAUUUCGGGCUAAAUGUGGCUCGGCCAUUGAGGCUCAUAGUUUACUAGAAUCGGCUGAAAAAGAGCAAUGGGAGCAAAUAUAUGGAGAAGUAAAAGAAGAACAGGCUCGGCAAGAAAACAUCCCCGAAUGUAAAAAAUGUCAAUUGCGACGGGAGCAACCUUCAACUUGA